Messenger RNA from Postia placenta MAD-698-R-SB12, 780 nucleotides. RefSeq lists its product as hypothetical. The coding region runs from base 1 to 780 and encodes 259 amino acids. The record is from RefSeq and is a predicted model, not a curated record. The transcript has 5 exons. Gene Ontology annotation, cellular component: mitochondrial matrix. Gene Ontology annotation, biological process: DNA damage response; fatty acid metabolic process. Lineage: Eukaryota; Fungi; Basidiomycota; Agaricomycetes; Polyporales; Adustoporiaceae.
AUGCAUGUCAGGACACUCAUACUAGGUGGAAACGUGGCACCCCGAAGCAGGCUUCCCCCAGAUUUCCAUUAUUUUCCUGACUUCUUCAGUAUACCGGAACAGCGCGUCCUUUUAGCUGCGGCGUUGCAGAAACUGGACACCGCAGAAAGCAGGCAGUUUCGACGCCUUCGUAAAGUGUUUUUGGCAGCGCAAACCAACUCGCCCGUGGCAGGCGACAGGCACAGUCCGGAUCACACUGUGCAGGCCAUGUUCCUCCCGGACGAAUGCUACAACUUUGAGGAGGGGCAUUAUGACGGCGUUAUCCGGCGCUUCCGUGAAAUGCAUGUAACAUCCUGGCCGUCAGACAUCAACGGGCUUUUACCCGCGCUCGAGCGUCUGCAGCAGCUAUGUCUCACAAAAGACACGCAGACACAUAUUCUUCACCUUGCAACCGACGGCGAGAUCUUGCCUCAUGUGGACAAUAUUGGCGCUAGCGGGUCUUGGAUUAUGGGCGUGAGCCUCGGAUCCGCCCGUAUCAUGCGACUCGAAAGCACCGAGGCCAGAGACAUAGGAGCCUUCGAGAUACCCUUGACAUCAGGCAGUGUGUACAUACAGAAGUGCGCGGUGUCGGUCGAGCGCGGUGAUCGGCGUACUCACUUCAUGGACAGGGACUCCACUCGCUACGGAUAUCAGCACUCGAUCUUGAAGGACAGUGUCUUAGAUGGAAAGCAUUACAGUGGAGGGCAGCGUCUGAGUGUCAUGAUCCGAGACCUCCUGCCCACGGCUCACACGCAGAGUUGA